Messenger RNA from Naegleria lovaniensis, 1194 nucleotides. RefSeq lists its product as uncharacterized. Gene Ontology annotation, molecular function: protein kinase activity; ATP binding. The record is from RefSeq and is a predicted model, not a curated record. The transcript is spliced from 2 exons. Gene Ontology annotation, cellular component: chromosome passenger complex; spindle microtubule; spindle pole centrosome. Bases 1 to 1194 code for a protein of 397 amino acids. Gene Ontology annotation, biological process: mitotic spindle organization; regulation of cytokinesis; protein phosphorylation. NCBI's taxonomy places the organism in Eukaryota, Heterolobosea, Eutetramitea, Acrasida, Naegleriidae.
AUGAACGAUUCCUACGAACAUGUUGGCAGCUCCAAAGAGAAUACCGAGCCACAACAUUUCCACUUUCCAACUCUUUCCAACAACAAGUCUUCAUCUCAACUCAAACCAAGUGCCAUUCCGAAAGUCAUUCAUAACAAGAAGAUUGUAGAUCAUCAACCACAGAAUACUACGACGACUCAACGAAAAGCUCUCAACAAUAUCAGUAAUAUUCCAAACCACCACCACAUCACGCCUCCAUCCAUUCAGAUCAUUCCUCCUUCUCGGCCAUCACAUAACAUGAUGAUGGUAGAUGAAGAAGCUCCAAGCAACAAUCCUACAUCCGAGGCUGUUCUUUCUCAAGAAGGUUCUUUAUCUUCUCAACACGAGAAAAAGUCAUGGAAAUUACAAGACUUUGAAAUUGGAAAUUAUUUGGGAAAGGGCAAAUUUGGUCAAGUGUAUUUGGCUCGUGAGAAGAGAACCAAAUAUAUUGUUGCUCUUAAAGUAUUAGAUAAAGAACAAUUAAAGAAGGAAGGAGUGGAGCAUCAACUACGAAGAGAAAUUGAAAUCCAAUCUCAUCUCAGACACAAGAACAUUCUGAGGCUUUAUGGUUACUUUUAUGAUCGACAAAAAGUGUAUUUAAUUUUGGAAUAUGCAGCAGGAGGAGAAUUGUAUAAACAAUUGCAAGAAUGUAAACGAUUUUCAGAACCUGAAGCUGCUCGAUAUAUUUUAGGUUUAGCUAAGGCUUUGAAAUAUUGUCACGAUCGAAAUGUCAUUCAUAGAGACAUUAAACCUGAAAAUUUACUGGUGGACUCCAAUCAUGAAGUGAAAAUUGCUGAUUUUGGUUGGAGUGUUCAUGCCCCAACAACAAGAAGAACCACAUUGUGUGGAACCUUGGAUUAUCUUCCACCAGAGAUGGUCGAAGGUAAAGAACAUGAUUCCACAGUUGAUUUGUGGUGUCUAGGAGUAUUGUGUUAUGAAUUUCUAGUUGGAGAACCACCCUUCAUGGCACCUACACAAGAAGAAACCUUUAAACGUAUCAAACAUGUCGAUUUGAAAUUCCCUCCUUUUAUUUCUUUGGAUGCACAAGAUUUCAUGAGUCGACUUUUAGUGAAAGACACUCUUCAACGAAUGACUCUUCCAGAAUUGUUGAGUCAUCCAUGGAUUACUGCUCAUUGUCCCAAUAAUGAAAAUGACAAUAAACUUGUAAGCAUGUAG